Molecule: messenger RNA, 1575 nt
Organism: Panonychus citri (citrus red mite)
Lineage: Eukaryota; Metazoa; Arthropoda; Arachnida; Trombidiformes; Tetranychidae
Exons: 1
Coding region: 83-1471 (462 amino acids)
Biological process (GO): sodium ion transport
Cellular component (GO): membrane
Molecular function (GO): sodium channel activity
Source: RefSeq, a predicted model, not a curated record
AUUAAAUUGAAAAAUUGUCACUUGAUUGAAAUUUACCGUUACUUUUCAGUUUAAGCUAAUUAACUAAAAUUGGCCUAUUCCGAUGGCGUUAACUUUUCAAGCCUGGUUGAAUCGGGACAUUUCAUUUCCAAGGAGUAAAUUUAUUAAUUAUGAUAAUGAUGAAAUUGUUAAGCCAAGAGAGUCAAUGAAUCAACGUAUUAAUCGUGGUAAUAAAAUGACCGGUGGUCAAUCAAUUGAUUACAACGAUACAAAAUUCAAUCGAUUGGUACAAUUUGUGAGGAGCAUAUUUUCAUUCAAGAAUCACCGGUUAACACCAUUGAACUUAAUCGCUUGCAUAUUGUCAACUUGUGGCCUGAUUUGGCAGGUAUGGCAAGUGUCCAGUGUUUAUUUUGAUUAUCAGACUCGAGUUGAUAUAAUUAUCUCAAUUCCCGAAGCACUGGUCAUCCCAGGGUUGACCGUUUGCCUUGAUAUUGUUCCUAAUAAAACUUUACUUAGCUCGUAUUUUCCUGGUGCCAAUUUUACAUCGGCAACGAGCACUUUCUUGGCCUCAAGUUUAACUUAUCUUCCCAUUAAUGUGCUCGCCUCGAUGAACACGGUCAAUUUAACUUUCGAUUGUAAAACUUCAGUUCCCGAAGAUCAAUUGGCCAAUAUAAGUGAUGCCUGUGAAUCCUUUUCUCCGGUCAAAGUGACAAUACAAUCGUCGGCUCGCUAUGAUACGGUUCGAAAGUGUUACACUUAUUUUUACAACUCGAAUCCUAAGCAAGAUAUUCAAUUGGUGGACGUUGAUGCAAGAGAUUUUUACACUUUACAAGUACAUUCAUUGGUUAACCAUUCGGUUACCGUUUAUGUUCACAAUCCUCGAGAAAUUGUACCUUUCGAAGAGUCUGAUUCUUUUCUUUUCUUUACCCGACAAGCAUCUCGAAUUGUGGUCACUUCGUCAAGAGUGAGAACGUCCCUGCUUCCACCUCCAUACCGAACUAAUUGUGUCUUUUACAAUGAAACGGAAUACGGUCGAACUGGUUGUAUCUAUGCUUGCCGAUUAGCCGAAGCUCGGAAAGAUUGCAAUCGAUGGCCUUACAAUGUACCCGCUCCUGUGAGCACAUCAGUCCCGUUUCGGAUACGCGGACGAAGCUGCACUUCGGCAAGAAGAUAUUCUUGCUCGAAGCAAACUGUUUGUGCCAAUCAGUGUCACAACAAUUGGUACACAACCUCAUUAACUCAUCUUCGAGAUAAAAAAGAUCCAAAUGACGCUUAUACCCGAUUCUCAGUUCGCAGGCCAUUGGGUAUUCAAUUCCAAUAUCUAUAUGGACCUCGACUAGAUGCGAUUGAGUUUCUUUGCUAUGUUGCAAGUUCAUUCGGUAUGUGGAUGGGAAUCUCAGUUUUCGAUCUCACCUUGUUGACCAUCUCAUGGACUCGAAAACGAAUCCCGAAAAGGCCAAAAAAGAUCCACGGUGUUGUAAUCCUAAAAUAACGCGAAUCGGUCAAUCUUUAUACUAAUUAAAAGGUAAAUUAUUUUCUAUCCAUCGAUCGGCUUACCUUUCCUAUUAUGAGAGUUUCAUUAAUUGAUAAUAUCGA